This is a messenger RNA of Cololabis saira (Pacific saury), 5812 nucleotides long. It is a transcript of the gene map3k4, whose product is annotated as mitogen-activated protein kinase kinase kinase 4. Bases 176 to 4945 code for a protein of 1589 amino acids. The transcript is spliced from 27 exons. Gene Ontology annotation, molecular function: protein kinase activity; ATP binding. Lineage: Eukaryota; Metazoa; Chordata; Actinopteri; Beloniformes; Belonidae. The record is from RefSeq and is a predicted model, not a curated record. Gene Ontology annotation, biological process: MAPK cascade; protein phosphorylation.
AGAUGGCGACGGCAUACGCACAAGCGAGAGCCAACUGUGCCGGGGGAUAGAAAGUGAUUUAAAGAGACAAUAAUCCGGCUUCUUUGCAAAGAUUUAGCAGUGCAAAGUUUCCCUGAACUCCUUUAGACAUGCUAUAGUCUAUGCACAACUGGUAACAAGAAGCCGCUGUCUUGCUAUGGAGCCUCCAGAUCGCAACGAGCCCAGCAGGCAGGCCAAGCCAGCGGAAAAUGCAUCCCAACAGAACUAUGAGGUGGCUGAAUCCUGGGACUCUCCCAGCGAGGAAGAGGAACCUCUGUAUUGCACAUCACCUCCUAAUAACCCCCGCCAGAUGAAACGUAUGUCAGGCAAACAUCAAAGGACUAGCCAGUCGAGGAAUGCUGGUCGGUCACCAAACAAAGUGGACAUCAGCCCAUCUGUCCAGAGAGAGUGUCCCAAGCCAGCGGAGACCUUGGAGGAGCACAGAAACAAGCACGGCAAGAAACAGCGGGCCGCACAGCGUUCAUCUGAAAGAGACCACAAAAAGACCUUUGAAGGUUCUUUCAUGCUGGAUCCACUCUCCAAGUCCAGCCAUUUUGGUGCCCUCAACAUGGAUCCCAGGAAGCAUUACUUGAGCUUGGGCUGCAGCAGUUGUAAACUUCCCGUGGCCAUGCCCCACAUGGCCCGGACCCACCGACAAACCUCCAGGACGGACUGUCCUGCCGACCGCCUCAAGUUUUUUGAAACUCUCCGGCUCCUGCUCAAGCUCACGUCUAUGUCCUCCAAGAGGAAAGAGAAGGAGCAGAGAGGCUUGGAGAACAUGGCCUUCAUGGGUCACAACAACGAGGUCAUUUGGUUGGAGCUGCAGGCAUGGCAUGCACGCCGUUCCACUGGUGACCAAGACGUGUUUCUUUUCACCGCCCGCCAAGCUAUCCCUGACAUCAUCGCUGAGGUGCUGCACUUUAAGGUCAACUACGACAACCUUAGAGUAGCUCAGUGUUCAGGGUUUCAGACGAUUAAGGGGGACUAUCAGAGUGUCUCGGAUCCUGUCUGUGGAGAGGAAAUGGAGCUUGCUGUAGCAGAGACCAACCACUGUGGGGUAGAUCCCUGGAGCUUUAGUGCCUGCCCCUCAUCGGAGAUGAAUGCAGCACAGCCUUUAGGCUCUGGCGCCGACUGCAGGGAGCACCUUCAGUGCCAGCGGCUGGCCUUCGAGCAGGUCAAGAGGGUCAUGGAACUCUUGGAGUCUGUGGAAGCGUUGUACCCCUCUUUGCAGGCCCUACAGAAAGACUAUGAAAAGUAUGCAGCUCCAGACUUCCAGGGCAGAGUGCAGGCGCUCUGUCUGUGGCUCAAUAUCACCCAGGACCUCAAUCAGAAGCUGCGCGUUAUGGCCACUGUGUUGGGCCUCCACGAUGUGUCACGUAUCGGGUGGCCCGUCUUUGAGAUCCCCUCACCUCGCUGCUCCCGUGGAAACGAAGAGGAAGAGGAUGAGGAAGAGGAGGAAAAUGACUCGACAGCCACUUUUACAGCUGAGAGUGAUGGAGAGGACAGAGAUGCUGAGGAGGAGAGUGCGGAUAGCCAUGUAGCAGACGGGGAGUUGUCUCCCAUCCAGACUCCUAAAUUUUCUCGAUUGUCAUCGGAAGAUGGGUUUCUUCCCGCUGCUCCUUCAGGAAAUCCUGAAGUGAUUGCAGGGGUGGAGGUAUUGUGCCCCACAGCCAUUUACAGACCAUUUGUGGAUAAAGCUCUGAAACAAAUGGGACUGCGUAAACUGAUCCUCAGACUGCAUAAACUGAUGGACCGCUCUCUUCAGAGGGCCAGGGCCGCACUGCUGCAACACACUCCUGCACUGGAGUUUGCAGACUUCCCAGACCCCAUGUUGUACAGUGAUUACCUGCCCGAGCUGUCGCGUCAUCUGUCCUGUAGUAGUCCUAGUGAUCCAGAACUAGGGGCGGACCAGGUGUCCUGGAAGGAUUUGCUCAACAUGGACCUCCCUUCCUUCCGGCCGGCGUUUCUUGUGCUGUGCAGAGUCAUUCUCAACGUUAUUCACGAAUGCCUUAAACUACGCCUUGAACAGAGGCCUGCUGGAGACCCUUCGUUGCUCAGUAUAAAACAGUUGGUGCGCGAGUGUAAAGAGGUUCUAAAAGGAGGCCUUCUGAUGAAACAGUAUUAUCAGUUCAUGCUGCGUGGCGUAGCAACGGAUGCUCAAGGCUUGCAAACGAAUGCCAAUAUUGAUGAGUUUGAAGAAGACCUCCAUAAGAUGCUGGUGGUUUAUUUUGAGUAUAUGCGCAGUUGGAUCAAAAUGUUGCAGCAGCUGCCUCAGGCUUCUCACAGCUUAAAGAACCUUUUGGAGGAGGAAUGGCAGUUCACGAAGGUGAUUACUCCUUACAUCCGUGGAGGCGAAGCCCAGUCUGGAGAACUGUUCUGUAACAUUGCUGGGAUGCUGCUCGAAUCCACAGGAGAGUUUCUUGAUGCUGGUCUGCAGAAAAGUGGAAAUGAAUUCUGGGAAAGUGCAGAUGACAGCACAGCCUCAGACGAGAUCCGGCGGUCUGUUAUUGAAACUAGCCGGUCAUUGAAAGAGCUGUUCCACGAAGCCAGGGAGCGAGCGUCCAAAGCUCUGGGCUUUGCCAAAAUGCUUCGCAAGGACUUAGAAGUUGCUGCAGAUUUCAGUAUUACCAGCGGGGUGUCUUGUCUCCUGGAAACACUGAAAAAGAGAAAUUAUGUCAAGGUUCAGAUUCCAGGCUUGGAGGAGCUCCAAGUUUUUGUGCCUUGUAGCUUGAUGGCUCAGCGGCCUCUGAUACUGCAGCUGUUGAAUGCUGCCGCCGGCAAAGACUGCUCCAAAGAGCACGAUGAAAUCGUUGAGGAUGAUGCCUACCUGCUCAUGAGCAAACACGGGGCGGGUGACUCUGCUACUGAUUCUGACUGGGCUCAGUGGGACGGAGAGCUUCUCAAACUGGUCCCGCAGAUGGAAACUGUUGACACUUUAAGGGCCAUGAAGGUGGAGAACAUGCUCUUGAUAGUGAUGCAGUCAGCUCACCUGGUAACCCAGCGAAAAGCUUUUCAGCAGUUCAUGGAGGAUGUUCUUACUCUUACCCGGGAGCAAACGUCGAGUCAGCCUCUCAUUGCAAGCGCUCUAGAAGAUCUCAAGAACAAGGCCCUUCAGCUAUGCAUUAAGAUCAGUACAGCCAUUGACCAAGUGGAAUACAUGUUCACUACGGAGUUUGAGGCAGAAGUGGAGGAAUCCGAGUCAGCCACCCUGCAUCAGUACUACAGAGAGGCAAUGAUACAGGGCUACAAUUUCGCCUUUGAGUACCACAAAGAAGUGGUGCGCCUCAUGUCAGGGGAGUUCAGGCAGAGGAUCGGGGAACGCUACAUAGCCUUUGCUCGCAAGUGGAUGACUUAUGUCCUCACUAAAUGUGAGAGCGGCAGGGGCACCAAGCCCAGGUGGGCGACUCAGGGUUUUGACUUUCUUCAGGCUAUUGAACCUGCGUUCAUUUCUGCAUUACCAGAGGACGACUUCUUGAACCUACAAGCCUUGAUGAAUGAAUGUAUUGGACAUGUGAUUGGAAAACCUCAUAGUCCAGUUACAGGACUGUACAUAGCUCCCAGGAAUAGUCCUCGUCCCGUGAAGGUUCCUGCCCCCGUCCGCUGUCAUAGCGACCCACCAAACCCCAAUUUGUUUAUCCCUAAUCCUGAAGGUUUCAGCUCUCGAAGUCUCCCCUGCGAUCUCCGGAACCAGCUGUUCCCCAACGGCCCCCGGCCCGGCCCUCAGGGCCCGGGGGAACACAGCCACACCAAAGCACCCGGCAGCAUCCCCAAUGACGUCAGGGGAUCUAGUUUCCAUGAGAACGAUCGGCUGUCAUCAGUCGCAGCAGAGUUGCAGUUUAAAUCCCUGAGCCGUCACUCCAGCCCCACUGAGGACCGAGAAGAACCUUCAUAUCCAAAGGGAGACCCUAACAGUUCUGCACGCCGAAGCUGGGAGCUCCGCACCUUCAUCAGCAAAGACAUGGCAGCACGGCAGAGCCCCAUGGAGGCCGUCCGGCGCUCUAUACGCAAGUUUGAGGAUAAGAGGUAUGCCGUGAUGAAGCAGCGUAACAUCAUCGGUCAAGUUUGUCACACACCCAAGUCCUAUGACAACGUCAUGCACGUUGGGCUGAGAAAGGUGACGUUCAAGUGGCAGAGGGGCAACAAGAUAGGUGAAGGCCAGUAUGGAAAAGUGUACACCUGCAUCAACGUUGACACCGGCGAACUUAUGGCUAUGAAGGAGAUCCGAUUCCAGCCCAAUGAUCACAAAACCAUCAAGGAGACGGCAGAUGAACUGAAAAUAUUUGAAGGCAUCAAACACCCCAACCUGGUGCGAUACUUUGGAGUAGAACUUCAUCGGGAGGAGAUGUACAUCUUCAUGGAGUACUGCGACGAGGGCACCCUGGAGGAAGUGUCCAGACUCGGCCUGCAGGAGCACGUCAUCAGGCUCUACAGCAAACAGAUCACUACAGCCAUCAAUGUCCUCCAUGAACACGGCAUUGUCCACCGUGACAUCAAAGGAGCCAACAUUUUCCUGACAUCAUCUGGCCUUAUUAAGCUGGGUGACUUUGGCUGCUCGGUCAAGUUGAGGAACAACACUCAGACCAUGCCAGGGGAGGUGAACAGCACUCUCGGAACAGCGGCAUACAUGGCACCAGAGGUCAUCACCAGAGCAAAGGGGGAAGGUCAUGGGCGGGCAGCAGAUAUCUGGAGUUUGGGCUGCGUCCUUAUUGAAAUGGUGACUGGAAAGAGGCCUUGGCACGAGUACGAGCAUAACUUCCAGAUCAUGUACAAAGUGGGCAUGGGCCACAAACCUCCGAUCCCCGAGAAGCUGAGCACGGAGGGGAAGGACUUCCUCUGUCACUGCCUGGAGAGCGAACCCAAACGCCGCUGGACCGCUAGCAUGCUGCUGGACCACCCCUUUGUAAAGGUUUGCACAGAUGAAGAGUGAUCGAUGCCUCCUCGUUGGCUUUAUGUUUACAAACUAAAGCACUACUGCUCAUGCUGUUGGCAAAAGAAAAACUGAACUGUGGACACUGAGAAGGAGCUAUGGCUGAAAGCACAUGGAGUUAAACUGAGGAACUAAUACAAUAUAAUUUCAGAGGACAAUUGGAUCUACGGAGUAUAGGAUUGUUCUUUAUGCAUCCAGUGACCUGGGGGAGGAGGGUCGGGGCUGGGACUGUGUACAUACUGUAAGAAUAGGAUUGGCUUUAAUUCAUGUAUAAAUAAUAUUGUAAAGUUAAAGUAACUAUUGCCACAUGUUUUUUGUUCCCCCUGAAAAGGCAUUGAGGGACUUUUUAUUUUAUUUUUAAAUAAAUGGGGAGGGGAUGGGAGGAUAUCUAUAGCACUUUUAAACUGUUUACCCAAGGGGACAGUUGAGAAGGGCUGAAUUUUACUUCGGUUGCCCUUUUUGAAGCUGAGAAUGGUGUGGUAAGCCUCAGUGAAAGGAAGGAGGCGCUGGUUUACCUUUUUAUGAAAUGAAUACCAUCCAAAUAUCCACACAUAUUUAUCACUCGUCAUCCAGCGAAUGCCAGUACAAGGAAGGAUUCUUUUUUUUUUUUUUAAAUGUAUAUUCUCUGCCUUCGCUAAUGACAAAAUAUCAAGUUGGAGCAAUGUUCAAGUCUACUGGUCACCGCCGAGGAGCUGCCCAUGUGACUGGAGCGAAGCCCACGACGAGGACAAACUGGGCCCGCUCUCCUCCCUGCUGCUGAACACAACCGAACACACACUGACACACACCACAACUUCUGGUCCUGUGCUGCUCUUUCAGUUUGCUAUGUACAAACAAUAUUAAUAAACAAAUCGUCUUUUUUUUUUU